Salvelinus namaycush (lake trout) is the source of this 1326-nucleotide messenger RNA. It is a transcript of the gene slc38a8a, whose product is annotated as solute carrier family 38 member 8a. The coding region runs from base 1 to 1326 and encodes 441 amino acids. The record is from RefSeq and is a predicted model, not a curated record. Lineage: Eukaryota; Metazoa; Chordata; Actinopteri; Salmoniformes; Salmonidae. The transcript has 10 exons. Gene Ontology annotation, molecular function: amino acid transmembrane transporter activity. Gene Ontology annotation, biological process: amino acid transmembrane transport.
AUGGAAGAGUUGGCGAGAGAAAGCAUCAGCUUGCUGGCCAAGCCCACACUCGAUACAGAUGGCCCAAGACUUGGAUCUUUGGGAGCAAUUUUCAUCAUGCUCAAAUCUGCGCUUGGAGCGGGACUUCUCAACUUCCCAUGGGCUUUCGAGAAAGCCGGUGGAAUUCGCUCCGCGGUCGCAGUGGAGAUGGUGUCCCUGGUGUUCCUCAUCAGUGGCCUGGUAAUCCUGGGCUACUCCUCCUCCAUCAGUGGUCAGAACACGUACCAGGCCGUGGUGAAGGAUGUGUGUGGGCCUGCCAUCGGGCAGCUCUGUGAGGUCGUCUUCAUCUUCAACCUCUUUAUGAUCUCUGUGGCCUUCCUGGUCGUAGUGUCGGACCAGCUGGAGAAACUAUGCAUCUCCCUUUAUGAGUUGAUCACUGGAUUGCCUGAGACAGAUAUGCCAUACCACUGGUACACACACCCACAUUUCGUCCUCAUCCUCCUGUGUGUCUUCCUCAUCCUCCCUCUCUCCAUCCCUAAAGAGAUCAGUAUUCAGAAGUACAUCAGUGUUUUAGGUACUCUGGCGGCUACAUACCUAACAGUGGCCAUCAUUGUGAAAUAUCACACAAGAGAGGGCAGUGAGGUGCAUAUAUCCCCCUUGUACACAAGUGGAAUAAGCUCUUGGGCUUCGAUGUUCAGCGUUAUCCCGACCAUCUGCUUUGGCUUUCAGUGUCACGAGGCCUGCAUAGCCAUCUACAGCAGCAUGGAGAACAAAAGCCUGUCCCAUUGGGUGUUCAUCUCUGUGGUGUCCAUGUUCUUCUGCCUGGUCAUUUACUCCCUAACUGGUGUUUACGGAUACCUGACAUUUGGCAAGGAUGUUGCAGCAGAUAUUCUGAUGUCAUACACAGGGGACGAUGUCCUCAUGAUCAUUGCAAGACUGCUCUUUGGGAUCUCUAUCAUCACCAUCUUCCCCAUCAUCCUCCUGCUAGGAAGGUCCGUGAUUCAGGACCCACUGCUGAGUUUCCGUCGGCGCUUCCACGUUGUGACCGAGUCGUAUGAGAACUGUAGCCGCGUGGGGCUGACUAUAGCCUGGAUCACCGUCACCCUGCUCAUUGCCAUGUUCAUCCCAGACAUCAGCAAGGUUAUCAGUAUCAUUGGGGGAAUCAGCGCAUUUUUCAUUUUCAUCUUCCCAGGGUUAUGUCUAGUAUUUGCCAUGCAGUCAGAGCAAGUAUCUUUCAAAACACGAGUGGUCCUAACAACAUGGGGGAUGAUCACUCUGAUCUGUGGGGCCUUCAUCUUUGGACAGAGCACCACCAUCGCCAUCAUACAGCUCCUCAAUAAGAUCUAA